GGGGACGUGAUGACGUCGCGGGCGAGGCCGGGCUCCCGCCGAACCUCGUGUCGCUGCCGUUUGCUGCCCGGUGGGCGGGAGAGAGAGGCCGAGGCCGAGGCCGAGGCGGGGAGUCGACGACACAAACACGGCUCUGCCGCACGAGCCGAGCCGCGGAACAGCUCACCUCUUACACCAGUGUGGAAAAGCACACAACGUCUGAGCCCGAGGUUGCCGAACAUAUGACUAUUCUGUAAUGCCGAGAUUUAACCAUGAAGAGAAAUAUUAGUGAUAGUUCUACACGAGCUACGUCAGGGUGUCUUCCUUUAUUACUUUUCAACCAAAAGAAAAGAACCCGAUUGCCAUUAACUUCAAAUCCUAAGGAACAUGAGUUGGGCUCCAGUAGUAAUUUUCCUACACCAGAGAGUUUUGAUUCACCACCUGCAGGCAGCAGAGGAUCGGUACAAAGCAGACAACAAAACAAUCAGACAACAGCACUGAACAACUAUAGGACCGAGUUUCAAUAUCCUAGUAUGAGGAGCAAUCUGGGCAGUACAGCUAGUGGGAUGACACCAAUGCCAAAUUCAGCAAAAACGACAAAAAACAGCCAGGUUCAUCAACAAGUACCUCAACAGAAACCAAGUCAGGAACAGAGGCAAUUUUCAAGUGGAUCCAACACUAAAGGGCAAAGCAAUAAAACUAGUUGGAACACAGGUGUUAAACAACAGUUGGGAAACACUUGGAAAGAAAAUAUUAGGCCUGCAGUAAAUGAAAUAAAGAAAUUUGCAUCUACUACUGACACAAAUCGUUCACAAAUGAAAAUUGCAGAUAAUUUCAGAUCAUCUGACUCUUACAAAGUCCAGACAGAGUCUUAUCAGCAAAUGCAUCAGAAGUUCAAGAAUUCACCCCAGAAUAUAGCAAGCAGUAGACACUGUGGCCAACAAAAUAAAUUUACUGAAAAUCAAUUGGUAAAUAAUCCUGAUGAUGGUGUGGAUCAGAAGUCAAAGCCGGUCCAGAUGAAAUUUGCACAACCAGGAAAUUCACUACGUGUUUUGACUACAACUUUAGAAGGCCUGAAACACUGGACCCAGUACAGUGACAGAUUUGCAUUACUAUUUGAGGUCUUUGCUACUUUAGAUUCUGCUGUCAUUUCUGGAGAAUACAGUGCUAAACAUUUUCUUCUGAGAGAUAGAAAAGAAUCGGUUCCUUGUGUGUUCUAUGAAACAGACCGUGACCUUCCAAGACUGAUCAGAGGACAGAUACACAGAUGCAUGGGCACCUAUGACAAGAAAAGAAAUAUCUUUAAAUGCGUCUCGGUCAGGCCUGCUUCAAUUGUAGAACAGAAAACCUUCACUGAAUUUGUCAGUGUAACAGAUGCUGAGAUGACACAGUUUGUUAAGGCUCUGAAUGAAGUCUGAGUACUCUUUCAUAAUACAAGUUUGUACAACAUGGGAGACUUAAAUGUCUGCGGAAAUGUUGUUUGGAAUUUAAAUUUCACACUGUUUAGAAAUCUUAAUUUAAAAAUUGCAUCUGUAGAUAGAUGCAUGUGAAUUCAUGUGAAUACAUUGUUGUGUAUUCAAAGAUAUCCAAAGAACCUUUAAAUCCCUGGUUUAAAAUUGAAUUUAUGUUUGCAUAAUCAUUUGUUUAAUUCCAUUACAUCAAAAAAGUUUGAUUUACUAUGCUGAAGUGGGGUACCUGUUGUACACUUCCAAUCAACCUUAAUUUAGAUUUGUUUGCCUGUAUCUUCUUAAAAAGUGUUUGUUGAAAAGGAUUCAAAAAUUCUCACACAUUAAUUGAAGGUCAAAAGAAGGUCAGAGGAGCAAACAAAUCUCAAGUUUUGUCAUCUAACUUCUGGGAUUUUAUUUCUACUUAUGUAAUUUGUGCAGCUUCAUAUGCAAAAUUCUUAAAAUGUAUUCAUUUCUUGUGCUAAUACAGAUAGUCAGUGAGCUCCUUAUCUGACUGUAUAAUGAUCGCAUAAGAGGAUUAAUGCCUGUGACAUUAUUGAGCAGUAAUCAUCUUUUAGGCAUAAAGUUUUCAUUCUGUAUGUUUUCCGUAAAUACAUCAACAUAUAUUCUGCAUUGUUCGCUGUUUAAUAAAUUUUGGAUUAUCUUCAUUAAAGCCUACGAAUCCACUG
Amblyraja radiata (thorny skate) is the source of this 2113-nucleotide messenger RNA. It is a transcript of the gene spata22, whose product is annotated as spermatogenesis associated 22. The transcript is spliced from 9 exons. Lineage: Eukaryota; Metazoa; Chordata; Chondrichthyes; Rajiformes; Rajidae. The record is from RefSeq and is a predicted model, not a curated record. The coding region runs from base 252 to 1397 and encodes 381 amino acids. Gene Ontology annotation, biological process: gamete generation; homologous chromosome pairing at meiosis; regulation of meiotic cell cycle.